UUCUUCUUCUUUCAGCAGAUUUGUUUGUAGGGGGGCCGAGGCGAUUUCGUUUGGCCCCCUUUUUUCACAUCUCCGGAGAGCGUCAGAGGAAUAAAGUCAUUUCACAUUCACCGGAGCUCCCAUAAUAUAACAGCAAAGAUCCAGCUUUUUUUUUCUUCUUCUUCUUUUAAAAAAAAAAAUCUCAUCACAUAAAAUGGCAACCAGGAGUGACCACUGUGGAUCAAAAGACGCAUUUGGGCGCAAACCGAGGCCGUGGAGAAAUUAAACCACCUGAUGGGCACCGGAGAAACCGAGGAGAGACUGUUUCGGGGUCGCUUGUUGACUUGGUGAUUUAUAAUGCUGAACAAAUAAUAAUAACAACAACAACAACAACACAAAAAAAAGGGGCGCUGCAAGUUUUUUGACACAGAGCGUCUGCGUAACAGGCUAUGACACCGGCCCUUACACACAUUUCGGUUAUGGUAAUGAUGUCAUAAAAUAUUGGAGAGGCCUGUGCCUAAAAGGGGAAGACAGGCUGAUCAAUAUCUCCUGUCAUGUAAGUAGCCACAUGGACUGCACUUCAACAUGGACCUAAUUGAGGUGUGUUUGUUAUUCUGACAUAUUCGCAACUGAUUGGUCGAACCCGGUUGAUGCCUCAUUUUCUCUCUCUGCGCGCUCUGAGCUGCAACUUUUAUCCUCUGGCCUGCAUCCACGUCGCCCUGAGGCGGUUACCGUAGCGCUCACGGACCGAACCGCUCGUUGACUUAAAAUGGAGUUUGCCAUGGUGGGUGCGGACGGCGGGUGCAAUAGUCACCUGCCUUACGGAUAUGCCCAAGCUCGCGCACGGGAGAGAGAGCGCGAGAGGGAGCGCCAGGUUGCCCAGUCAAGAGCGGCGGCGGCGGCGGCGGCCGCGGCGGCUGCAGCCGAAGGUGGGUCCGGUGCGGAGGGAGGCGGUGGCGGCGGCAGUGGUGGUGGUGGCAACAGCGGCGGCGUUGGGGGGUCCACCUCCUCCUCCUCCUCCUCUUCCUCCUCCUCCUCCUCCUCCACCUCCACCUCCUCGAGCGCUCAUCUCCUUAACAACCGCCAGCAUCAGUGUCGCGCCGCCUCCUCCUCCACAAACGCCAACAUCAGCAGCGGCGGUACCGCCUCGCGCCCCUCCUCCUCCUCCACCACCACCUCCUCCUCGCAGCCGCCACAGCACCAGCAGGAGCCCGAGCAGCAGCAGCAGCAGCAGCAGCAGCAGCAGAGAGUUCUCAGAGAGCGGAAAAAGCAGCGCGGCGUCGGACGGUGGAGACGCAGCCGGACGACUCUCGGCGGAGACCUGCGCCACUCGGAGCUGGCGCUGCUCGGAUCCGAGGAAGACAUCAUGAUAGAGGAGGAAGAGGCCGAGGGAGCCGAGGAAGAGGAGGGGGGGGAGGAGGAGGAGGGGGACAGAGGAAGCAAGAGGUCGAGUUUUCUGUGUAACAUGGAUGAUGAGGAGGAGACCGUGUCGCUCACUGACAGGCGCCCUCAGUCCGGGUACGAAAACGUUUACAGCGAGUGCGGCUGCUGCGAGAGAGUUGUCAUCAACGUGUCGGGUCUGAAGUUUGAAACUCAGCUGAAGACUCUCACUCAGUUCCCGGACACUCUCCUGGGAGAUCCCGACAAGCGAAUCAGGUACUUCGACCCGCUGAGGAACGAAUACUUCUUCGACCGGAACCGACCGAGCUUUGACGCCAUUCUUUACUAUUACCAGUCAGGGGGGCGUUUGAAAAGACCAGUCAACGUCCCGUUUGACAUCUUCUCCGAGGAGGUGAAGUUUUAUGAACUCGGGGAAGAGGCUAUACUCAAGUUUCGGGAGGAUGAGGGUUUUGUCAAAGAGGAGGAGAAACCUCUUCCAGAGGACGAGUUCAAGCGCCAAAUUUGGCUGCUUUUUGAGUAUCCGGAGAGCUCGAGUCCCGCCAGGGGGAUCGCAGUCGUGUCCGUCCUGGUCAUAGUUAUUUCUAUUGUCAUUUUCUGCCUGGAGACGCUGCCGGAGUUCAGGGAUGAAAAAGAGUAUCUACAGCCACGACAAAACUCCACUCAACCUGACCACGGAUUUACUCCUUUCAACGACCCGUUUUUCAUCGUGGAGACUGUUUGCAUCAUCUGGUUCUCCUUUGAGAUUAUAGUCCGCUUCUUUGCGAGUCCGAGCAAGCCGGCUUUCUUUAAAAACAUUAUGAACUCAAUAGACAUUGUAUCCAUUUUGCCUUAUUUCAUAACUCUCGGCACGGACCUGGCGCAACACCAAGGCAACGGGCAACAAGCGAUGAGCUUUGCCAUCCUGAGAAUAAUCCGCCUUGUCAGGGUGUUUCGCAUCUUCAAACUGUCCAGACACUCCAAGGGGCUGCAGAUCCUGGGUCAUACCCUGCGCGCCAGCAUGAGGGAGCUGGCCCUCCUCAUUUUCUUCCUCGUCAUAGGUGUCAUCCUGUUCUCCAGCGCGGUGUACUUCGCCGAGGCGGACGAGCCCACAUCUCAGUUCACGAGCAUCCCCGACGCUUUCUGGUGGGCCGUGGUGACCAUGACGACGGUGGGCUACGGUGACAUGAAGCCCAUCACCGUCGGUGGGAAGAUAGUGGGCUCCCUCUGCGCGAUAGCGGGCGUGUUAACCAUCGCGCUCCCGGUGCCGGUCAUAGUGUCCAACUUCAACUACUUUUACCACAGGGAGACCGAUAACGAAGACCAGACGCCGGUGGUGGAGAGCAUGCCCCCGGGGUGCCCGUAUUUCCCGGACUUUCUAAGGAAAUUCAAAGGCUCGCCCUCUGGCUCCUCGCUGGGUGACAAAGCGGAGUAUAUGGAGAUGGAGGAAGGGGUGACGGAGUCGCUUUGCGGGCUGGACAAGAGCCCAAGUAAAGGAAACGGCACAGACAUAGGGAGAAAAAACAGUACUAACUCGAAAUCCAUUCAGACUGACGUGUGAUUACAAGUAGAGUUUCGUUUUUUGUUUGUUUUUUUUUUCGUUUUUUUCUAAGGAAGAAUUCGCCCUAUAAAGACACUGUACGCCCAAGAGCAGGUGCCCUCCCCCCUCGCUACACACACACACACACACACAACUUUUACGCACGCAUCAGAGCCCCCCGUCCCCCUACACACA
Messenger RNA from Larimichthys crocea (large yellow croaker), 3091 nucleotides. RefSeq names its product potassium voltage-gated channel, shaker-related subfamily, member 4 (gene kcna4). The transcript has 2 exons. Bases 749 to 2917 code for a protein of 722 amino acids. Gene Ontology annotation, molecular function: protein binding; potassium ion binding; delayed rectifier potassium channel activity. The record is from RefSeq and is a predicted model, not a curated record. NCBI's taxonomy places the organism in Eukaryota, Metazoa, Chordata, Actinopteri, Sciaenidae. Gene Ontology annotation, biological process: action potential; protein homooligomerization; potassium ion transmembrane transport. Gene Ontology annotation, cellular component: voltage-gated potassium channel complex; membrane; axon.